Messenger RNA from Fibroporia radiculosa, 1011 nucleotides. RefSeq lists its product as uncharacterized. Bases 1 to 1011 code for a protein of 336 amino acids. NCBI's taxonomy places the organism in Eukaryota, Fungi, Basidiomycota, Agaricomycetes, Polyporales, Fibroporiaceae. Gene Ontology annotation, molecular function: RNA binding. The record is from RefSeq and is a predicted model, not a curated record. The transcript has 4 exons.
AUGCCUGCUCGCUGCUGUGAUGACGACAGCAAAAUGUUUAUCGGCGGCUUGAAUUGGGACACUACAGAUGGUGCAUAUGCGUUCUUAGCUAUCUCGCGUGGUUUCGGAAAGGUAGAAGCGUGUACGAUCAUGCGAGACGCCGCAGGGCGGUCGCGGUGCUUCGCGUUCCUGACGUUCGAAGAUCCGGCGUCGGUGAACGCAGUGAUGGUGCGCGAGCACUUUCUCGAUGGCAAGAUCAUUGACCCUAAGCGUGCGAUUCCACGGCAAGAACACCAACGGGCGACGAAACUGUUCAUUGGCGGCCUCGCGGGGAGCGUGACCUCGGAAUCAAUGCGCGACUUCUUCUCGCAGUUCGGCAAGGUCGUCGAUGCAACGGUCAUGCUGGACCGGGAGACCGGCCGAAGCAAGGGCUUCGGGUUCGUCUCGUUUGAGAACGUCAACGUUGAGCCACUUCUCGGGUUUGGAAACCUCGAGAUCGACGGCAAGCUGAUCGACGUAAAGCUCGCACAGCCACGCUCACAGCGAGAAGGUUUUGUUGAAGGCAGUGGCCAGGGCCGCGGAGGUGGCGUAUACGGGGCGCAGGGUGGUGCUUACAGCGGUGGGGCACCAGCCGCAGCGAUGGGCACCAAUGCGUCUUUCGAUCCGCAGGCGUUGGCGUCGCUAUACACACGAAUGAUGCAGCAGAUGGGCAUGAACCCAAUGAUGGGCGGCAUGGGCAUGGGCCAGAUGAUGGGCGGAGGACAGGGAGGCGGGUUUGGUGUGGGAGCCGGUGGCGGGCGCAUGCCUGGAAUGGGCAUGAAUAACAUGAGCAACAUGACUAUGGGCGGUGCCCCUGGGAUGGGUGGCGGGCGUGGACAAAGUAUGGGCGCACCCGGCGCUGGUGGGAUGGGUCCCAACGUCCCUCGGGGCCCUCGAGCAGCAACGGUGGCGGGUGGUGCCGGGCCCGCGGGGGUUGGACCUCAGCGAGCAGGGCAGCGCGGACAGCAUCAAUAUCAUCCGUACUCACGGUGA